UAGUGGGGUGUACCAGAGACGGACCAUUUGUGCAAACAAGUCCAACUAAUACGGAUAAACGAUUUUUAGCGAUAAAGGAUAAAAUAAAUAGAAACCCGAUACAUAGUAACGUUAUAUAUGCGUAUGCUGUAGAAACUACUGAGAGCGAUAUUAUAAGAUUUUCGACAAUGGCAUCACGCUCUCCAUCAUCUUCACCUGAUUCUGCCACAGGCUCAGGUACCGACCCAGCUCGGCCUGAUACAGGAGAGCCUCUAGGCGGAGGAUCAGACUCCGACUCAGAUCUAGGAUUAGGGAAAUUCGACUGCGGUGUAGAUGACCCGGGUCAUCGACUGGAAGGGGAGGAAUUGGAACACGAAUUUGAGGCAGCGGCAGACCGUCUCCGAGACCUAGUUCAGACCGCCAGUAGGGAACAAUUGUUGUACCUGUAUGCUAGGUAUAAACAGGUAAAGGUUGGAAAGUGCAAUACAGCAAAGCCUGGGUUUUUCGAUUUUGAAGGUCAAAGAAAAUGGACAGCAUGGAAGCAGCUUGAGGACAUGAGUGCAGAACAGGCCAUGCAGGAGUACGUUUCGUGUGUAACUUCGCUAGACCCAGACAGCAGUCAGAAGGAGAGAAGAGAUCGUAGGACAGGAUUUGGAGGCCCAGCAGUCAGUUCCCUCUACCAAGAAGAAAUGAUCAGGGAAGAAGACAAGAACAUCUUUGACUACUGCAGAGAAAACAACAUAGAGCACAUUACCACGGCUAUCAGUUCCAAGAAAGUGGAUGUCAAUGCAAAAGAUGAAGAGGGCCGGAAUUUGCUGCACUGGGCCUGUGACAGAGGACACAAAGACCUGGUGUCUGUGUUACUGCAGAACAGUGCUGGCAUUAACAGUCAGGAUGACGAGGGCCAGACAGCACUACACUAUGCGUCUGCGUGUGAGUUUGCUGACAUAGUGGAACUGCUUCUACAGGCUGGGGCAGACCCUUCCAUGAAGGACCAGGAGGGCUCUCUGCCCGAGGAGGUCACUGAAUCCAGCACCAUCUCCUCACUGCUGCGCCAGUACACUGCCCCCAAGGGCUAGGCCCAGCUUCGCCACCCCCUCCCCUCCUGCCCACCCCACCCCACCCUAGACCUAGCAUCCAGCUCUCUCAGUAAUGGUCAUCCCAAUCUGAAAGUGCAACCCACCACUUCAUCAUCUAUCAUGUCCCAUUCCAAGGAAUGCAUCCAUCAUCAUCGCUAUUAAAAAAAUGAGUUUCUCUCUGACUUUUUCAGACCACCUCCUUUGAUGACACUUCGGAUUUUGUGUUACCUUCACUUGUCUUGUGUUUCCUGAUUAUUAUUUUUUUAUAUUUGAAAGACAUUUGGAGAGCUUAUGUAUAUUGGUAAAAAAAUAAAAAAAGAAUCACUUCUACCUGUUAUUA
This is a messenger RNA of Salmo salar (Atlantic salmon), 1398 nucleotides long. RefSeq names its product acyl-CoA binding domain containing 6 (gene acbd6). NCBI's taxonomy places the organism in Eukaryota, Metazoa, Chordata, Actinopteri, Salmoniformes, Salmonidae. The record is from RefSeq and is a predicted model, not a curated record. Gene Ontology annotation, molecular function: fatty-acyl-CoA binding; protein binding.